CCAGUUUAAAGCAAAGUGCACUCAAGAUUUAGAUAAAACAGUAUUAUUAACUGGAGCUUCAAGAUCUUUAGUCUUCGAGUUGCCUCUACAAUGGAAGCACGUAAAUUGUCUACCCACGUACUGGACACCUCAGUGGGCAAAGCUGCUGCCAAUGUCAGAGUAACCGUUUCAAGACUUGACGAGAUCCAGGAGUGGAGAUCGCUUCGAGCUGCCCAAACGGAUGCGGAUGGUCGCUGCCCCCUUUUGGGCCCUGGUCAAUUUUCCAGCGGAAUCUACAAGCUGACUUUUCACGUAGGUGCCUAUUUCGCGGAGCGCCAAGUGAGGACUUUAUAUCCAGCAAUUGACAUAAUUGUGGACUGCAGUGAAAAUCAGCACUACCACGUUCCUUUGUUACUUAAUCCCUUUGGAUAUUCUACCUAUCGUGGAACAUAAAAACAAUGUACUUAAAAAAACAUUUCAAUAAAUGUAUAUCUUUUAAAUGAUAUAUAAACGCACUUAA
This is a messenger RNA of Drosophila subpulchrella, 499 nucleotides long. Its product is annotated as 5-hydroxyisourate hydrolase. Gene Ontology annotation, molecular function: hydroxyisourate hydrolase activity. Lineage: Eukaryota; Metazoa; Arthropoda; Insecta; Diptera; Drosophilidae. Gene Ontology annotation, biological process: purine nucleobase metabolic process. Bases 91 to 432 code for a protein of 113 amino acids. The transcript has 2 exons. The record is from RefSeq and is a predicted model, not a curated record.